AUGGCUAGUGAGGCUACUAAUGAUGCACAGGGCUAUUUGUCCCAGGAAGAAGAAGUCUUUGACGGUAACGAUAUUGAAAAUAAUGAAACAAGGGUUUACGAAGAGUCAUUAGAUUUGGAUUUAUCCCGUAGCAAUAGACAAAUUUGGUUGGUUAGACUGCCAAUGUUUCUUGCUGAAAAAUGGAGGGACAGGAAUAAUCUUCAUGGGCAAGAGUUGGGGAAGAUUAGGAUCAAUAAAGAUGGUAGUAAAAUCAAGCUAGUACUCAAUGAAAAUGAUAAUGACUCCAUCCCACAUGAGUAUGAUCUAGAACUUACGAAGAAAGUUGUGGAAAAUGAGUACGUCUUUACGGAACAAAAUUUAAGAAAGUUUCAACAACGUGAAAGAGAACUUGCUGCAGAUCCUGAAAAGCAAAGGCAAGCUUAUCUCAAGAAACAGGAAAGAGAGGAAGAAUUAAAAAAGAAACAGCAACAAUUGAAACGUAAAAAUAAUAGGAGGAAAUUCAAUCAUAGGGUUAUGACUGAUAGAGAUGGUAGAGAUAGAUAUAUUCCAUAUGUGAAGACUAUUCCAAAAAAGACGACAAUUACAGGUACAGUUUGUCACGAAUGUCAAGUCAUGCCUUCAAUGAAUGAUCCAAAUUACCAUAAGAUUGUCGAACAACGGAGAAACUUAGUUAAAUAUAAUAAUAAAGAAAGAAUCACAACAUUGGACCAAACUGUCGGUGUUACAAUGAGCCAUACAGGUAUGUCCAUGAAAUCCGAUACAUCCACUUUCUUGAAAGUUGGUCGUGAAAAGGCUAAGAGCAACAUUAAGUCAAUUAGAAUGCCAAAGAAAGAAAUUUUGGACUAUCUAUUCAAAUUAUUCGAUGAGUAUGAUUACUGGUCAUUAAAAGGGUUGAAAGAACGUACAAGGCAACCUGAAGCACAUUUGAAAGAAUGUCUGGAUAAAGUGGCAACUUUAGUGAAGAAAGGUCCAUAUGCUUUCAAAUACACUUUGAAACCCGAAUAUAAGAAAUUGAAGGAAGAAGAAAGAAAGGCAACAUUGGGUGAACUGGCCAAUGAUCAAUCGCAAUCACCUGACAGUUCCGUCGGUAAUGAAAAUGGGCAAGGUAGUGCCGGAAAUGAGGAAGAUAUGGAAGGCGAAGACGACAUCGAAAUGGAAGAUAUUGUAUAG
Messenger RNA from Kazachstania africana CBS 2517, 1170 nucleotides. It is a transcript of the gene TFG2, whose product is annotated as transcription factor IIF subunit TFG2. The record is from RefSeq and is a predicted model, not a curated record. NCBI's taxonomy places the organism in Eukaryota, Fungi, Ascomycota, Saccharomycetes, Saccharomycetales, Saccharomycetaceae. Gene Ontology annotation, cellular component: transcription factor TFIIF complex. The transcript has a single exon. Gene Ontology annotation, biological process: transcription initiation at RNA polymerase II promoter; transcription by RNA polymerase II. Bases 1 to 1170 code for a protein of 389 amino acids.